GCCAGUGCGGGGGAGUCCGGAAACGAGCGUCAGAAUUUCCGGGUGAGAGUCACUCCGAGGAUGAGGAGGAGGCGGCACUGAGCAUGUGUGGGGGCCCGUCAUAAAUCAGUGAGUCCCGCAGGAAUGGAUGGGUCAUAUCUGGUGGUUGUGGCCAGCCUCUUUGUCUUCCAGCUCCUCUUCCACGUGAUAACUCCGCGCCUCUCCGCUCUGCUCAGCUGGGGUUACAGUGGCUUAUCUCAGGCGCAGAAAACGGAAUGGCACUCCAGGUGCGUGUCCACAAUUCAUGCUCUCGUAGUUGGGAGUCUGGCUCUGUACAUCCUCUGGUUCGAUGACAACGUCAACAGAGACCGAAUCUGGGGGGAUCCCAGACUAGUCAAGGUUAACAUAGCAAUCGCUUCAGGCUACUUGAUCAAUGAUCUAAUGCUUCUCCUGUGGCACUGGAAGACACUAGGAGACAGGUAUUUCAUCAGCCACCACUUGGCAGCGCUCUAUGCCUACCAGUAUGUGCUGGCUCGGGGACUCCUCCCUUACUUUGCUAAUUUCCGACUGAUUGCAGAGCUCUCCACGCCCUUUGUAAAUCAGCGAUGGUUUUUUGAGGUCCUGGGCUUCCCCCGGAGUGCCAGGCUCGUGCUGCUUAACGGCGUGGCCAUGUCCGUCAGCUUCUUCCUCGUGCGCAUCGCUGUGAUUCCAUCCUACUACCACCAAGUGGCUUCCAGCUUCGGCACAGCCGCCUUCCACCGCCUUGGGCUGGGCCCGCAGUGCGCCUGGAUCGUAUCCAGUGUCGCUCUGGAUAUUCUCAACACCAUCUGGAUGUACAAAAUUGCCAGAGGCUGUUGGAAGAUUCUGUUCCUGUCCCGCAAGCACCGGAAAACUGAACUCAAUAAGAACUCCUAGACACGUGGCCUGGCUUAAAGGACAAGACUGACCUGUUUACACGUUAAUCUUUCAAUUAAUCAGUCAGCAACGUCAAAAAAUUAGAUCAAAUAUAGUAAAUCCAUUGAAUUUGUAAAUGUUGGUGUUCCAAAACUUAGGCACAGACUAGAGAUGGGAUUGAUUCUGUGAUUGCUCCCAGAUUUUAAUUUGAUAAUCCUCAGAAAUUUACAUUGGUUCUCUGUCUUGCCUGUACCUGAGCCUUGAGCAUGGGGAAUGCCUCAGUACCAGUGGGCCCAGUCCUGUAGGCCCUGUCCCCUGGCUCUGUGCAUCCAGUUCAUGCACUCCGGGACCAUCCAGGACCCAGCUGUCGUGCUGGCCCAUUGAGACAUCUGCAGCACAGAGAAUCCUGCAUUGGACACCUGUCUGUCUCAGACCAUGUUGGCUGAGCUGUGCUCCAGGAUAGAAUCUGGAUUCUUAUCUGAUUGAUUUGCAUCACAACUUAGGGCAAACUUGUACUACUUUGUUCCGUCCAUGCCAACAAGAAAAUGAAUGUCAAGGUAUAUGGUGACGUAUAUAGGUACUUUGUUGGUAAUAUAUUUACUUAGAACUUUGAAACCCCAGUCCCCUUCCCCCUCCCCUUUUUUUUGUAGAUUAAAUUGCCGACCUGAUGGCAAGAUAAAUCAUUGAGCCUUCGACCGCAAUCCCUCUCCGUCCCGUUUUACAGAACUUCUGUUCUGCAGAACAGAACUUCUCAGGUUCGCGAGGAUUUUUCUUGCCUCGCUAAACAGAGAGGCUAUUUCUGGCCACCUAAUGGUGAAUAAUGUCAGGAGACCUCAUUCCCUUAACCACCAACCUCAAGCCAUGCAUGCACACUCUUAUAGUGUCGCAACAGUGACCCACAUCGCUCUAUUAACACUUGAAGAUCUUCCAAUUUCAGCUUAGCUGGUGAAAUGUAAGUGGCUUUCUGGGUCACUCACCCAGUCAAAGGUACUGCUUUACCUCUUCAUGUAACUGUCAACUGCUGAUGUAAAAUAAUUUUACCAGAGCGCCAACAUGGGCUAGUAAUUUAUAAAUCAUGUCAAUUGAAUUUCAACGAAUUCUCAAACAAAGUAUGUAGCAUGGUAGGUAUGGAAAUGCCUGUAUAUUUAUAUGGAUUUCUGGAUCCACAUCCAAUCAGGCUUUGUGAAAGAAAGUGUACGGAAUGUGAUUAGAGAUCCAAGUGCAGAAAUAACUAAAAAACUCAGUAGAGAAUAAUUUAAACACUAAAGGAAUAUGGGCCUUUAACUCCAGAGGACAGAGGCAUCCAGUCACAUAUUUGGACCUGGCUUUUACAAGUAAGCAGUGUUGUAUGCGAUUGGAAGUUCAAGUUUAUUGUUAUUCAACCGUACACAAGUAUACAGCUAAACAAAACAACGGUCCCCUGGAGCCAGGGUGCAAAACACAGCACAUAUAGUCACACACAGCCACAAAAUAACACCAGCACAAGUCACGUGAGUGGCACGGCAGGAUGACGUAAAGUGUGAGGAGCGCGUUGAUGGAACGUUAGUGGCACUGGCCACAGGGAGUGAUGGGAAGGGAGAUCAAGUGACUGCAAUGGGUAAGAAAAUCGCCCUCUUGUGUUCUACUUUCCUUCACAUUGAGAGCCACCUUCUGCUUUAUACACCUGCCUCAUGUUGCUGCACAUCUUCAUGAGUUGAGCACUUCCUCAGUCACCUCAUUCCCCUCGAAACAAUCUAGAAGCUUCCCCACAAUGAUUCCCGAUGAAGUUUCGAAACAUCUCCUGGAAUCACCCAUGUGCCGUCUCCCGAGGUUAUUGUCACGGCAGUGCUUGUCCGGCCAACAGCUUUGCAUUCUCUAGCGCACGGUCGGAAGGGCCAAAGCCACUUGAUGUCUGUGACCAACCCCCAGCCCACCUCACCUGCUCACACAUAAACCAACUAGUCCCUGGGUCAACCAAGAUCUUCCGGAUCUUAAUGCUGACCAUUUCGCAUUGACACCACACCCCAGCACAUAUAAUUCUAUCAUCACUCUCUCUCCUUUUACCACUAAAGCCAUUGCGCGUCUCAUCACUUGCAGCCAACCAGGAAACUUCCCUCCAACGCGUCCCCUCCCACAGUGAGGCUUUGACGCAACCGUGCUGCGGCAGAAUAAGUUCAAUCGUCACCCUUGCCUUCAAGCAAAGAGCUUUACCAAUGCACAGCCUAAAGUCAUCUUUCAGCCAACUUCUGCUAACUACGUUGACUGGUUUGCCCCUUUGCGUUUGUGUAGAUUGUGCAAACUGGCUGCUACAUGACUGCACUAACCAGCAGUUAAUCAUCUGCAAAGCUCUUUGGGACAUCCCGGGGAUGCCAUAAGUAAGCCUUAAGUCAUGAGCUGUAUUUUAUGUGCAAUAAUGGCCAAGUGCUCAGAGGGCGAGCAUAGCAGGAGUGUCUCUGUGUUUGUAUAGUAACAUUGCGGCCAGAACAGAUGCUAAUUCUGAAGCAGGUGUCGCUGACAAUAGUCAGGGUGAGACAAACACGUUACCUGGAGACAUUCAGUUUCCCAUUGCUGCUGGGGUCAAGGUCACUGUCCACUCAAUGGCUUUCGGUUGCCAUACAAACCGAGGAGACACUAUUGACUUCUGUACAGUGGGAUCUUCCUCUGCUUCCACCCAGCCUUAGUCACAUUUCAUUUGCCCUCUCUGGACCAUACUCGGUUCAUUUAUUAAAAGCUUUGUGGAUCAUUAUCUCAAAGAUUCCUCUUCAACAAAACAAAUGUUGACCUUUGAAAUGACACAGCAUGUCUCCUUGAGGUAAGUGAUAAGCAUUAGCCCAUCAAGCGCCUGGAAUCUUUGUUUUCCUCGUGCAUUCUGUCUUACGUGUGCCUUAUUGCUUUAGCUAAUUCAGCACAGAUGCUCCCAGUUUGUAUGGUGCCUCACUGAAAAGCUGGCUUCACUGUUCCAGUGGCUGCCACGGUCCAGAUGAAACCAACUGAGCUGGAUUAAAACUUCCUAUUCCCAUUCCCGUUCCCGAUUGAUCCAUGGCCUCCUCUUGUGCCAAGAUCAGGCCACCCUCAGGGUGGAGAAGCAACACCUUGUAUUCCAUCUGGGUAGCCUCCAACCUGAUGGCAUGAACAUCGAUUUCUCCUUCCAGUGAACAAAUUCCCCUUCCUUCUGCCUGGGUCCCUUUCUCCUAUUGUCCACUCUCCUCCCCUAUCAGAUUCUUUCUUCUCCAGCCCCUGACCUUUCCCACCCAUCCGGUUUCACCUAUCAGCUUCCAACUGGCCUCCUUUUUAUUCUUGCAUCUUUGCCCUUCUCAGUCCUGGAAAAAAAGGGUCUGGGCCCAAAACAUCGACUGUUUGCUCUUUCCUUUAGAUGGUAUCUGACCUGCUGAGUUCCUCCAGCACUCUGUGUGUGUGUGUUUUACUUUGGAUUUCCAGCAUCUGCAGACUUUCUUGGGUUUAGAUUAAAACUAUCUUCUGUGUAGGUGUGGGAUUGUUUUUGAGUUCGGGUGUUCACAAAGAAAAUAGAAAGGCACAGAAGGAGUACAGGGAUCUAAUUGCACUUCACGUCUUCUCUCUGUGACUGUGUGGAUUUCCUCCGAGUGCUCUGGUUUCCUCCCACACCUCAAGCAAGUACAGAGAGGUGGCCUAACUGGCCACUGUAAAUUAUCCUGUGUGUGAGUGGAGUGGGAAUAGAUAAAAGGGAACGGGUUUGUUCUGAUGAGCUGGUGUUGAUUUAAUGGCUAUAAUGGCCUAUCAUUACAUAAUAUGGAAAGGGUUUGAUUGAUUUGAUUACUGUACAAAGAGUAUUGAUGGGCUGAAUGGCCGUCUACAUUUUAGUAAUUCCAUGAUUUCUGCAAGCUUUCCAAUGCUCUCACCUCCAGUGUGAGAGGAUUUGCACACUGAUAAUCAACCUGGAGUCAUAGUUGUUGUUGUUUUGGAUAAUGGGUCUGAUAGAUGGGAAGAACUGAACCUUUUGUACUGAGAUCCUGUGACUUGAUUGAAUAAACAUAUUUGAAAUCGA
Molecule: messenger RNA, 4876 nt
Organism: Hypanus sabinus (Atlantic stingray)
Lineage: Eukaryota; Metazoa; Chordata; Chondrichthyes; Myliobatiformes; Dasyatidae
Product: TLC domain-containing protein 4-B-like
Exons: 8
Coding region: 124-894 (256 amino acids)
Biological process (GO): lipid homeostasis
Cellular component (GO): endoplasmic reticulum; membrane
Source: RefSeq, a predicted model, not a curated record